This is a messenger RNA of Colletotrichum siamense, 1929 nucleotides long. RefSeq names its product Ferric/cupric reductase transmembrane component B (gene freB-3). Lineage: Eukaryota; Fungi; Ascomycota; Sordariomycetes; Glomerellales; Glomerellaceae. Gene Ontology annotation, molecular function: ferric-chelate reductase activity. Gene Ontology annotation, cellular component: plasma membrane. The coding region runs from base 1 to 1929 and encodes 642 amino acids. Gene Ontology annotation, biological process: intracellular iron ion homeostasis; iron ion transport; copper ion import. The transcript is spliced from 2 exons. The record is from RefSeq and is a predicted model, not a curated record.
AUGGAUGGCAUGUCUGGAAUGUCGAUGAGCGGCAAGGUGAUGACAGACCCGGGCUGCUACGCUACCGACGACGCAUUCCUGCAGACACUUGCUUGGUGUGUCUUGACUCGUUGCAAGAACAUGCCCACCUGGAAGCUCGAGAAGUUCUGGCAAGAGAACGUGGCCGGCACAGAAGCCGUUCAGCCGGACCCGAAGGAGACAUACCAACAGGCGCUGGAGAAGAUCAGCGGUACUCCAACUGCUUUAUACAACGCCACUGGGUCUCUGAAUCAAACGAGCCUGGUAUCCGAAGACCUUUGGUUUGCGGCUUACAAUACCGAUACGAUCUUUGAAAAUCAAGAAAGCCAGCAGGAAGGAUUUGGUCUGAUUAUAUUCCUCUCAGGCGUUGUGAUCCCCAUCGCCGUCUCGUUCCUACGCUUUUUUCCCUUCCCGGCAGCUUGGUGCACCAAGUUCAACGCGUUGAUCAUCGACCCUCCUCUGUUCGGCCACCGUCAUGACACGCCAGUCUUCUUUGGGCUUGCCCUAAUGCCAAAGCGUGGACAGGCUCUCUUUAUAUUGUACUUCAUAGCCGUCAACACCGUACUCUUAGCAGUCAACUAUCAGUACGCCGACCCCAACACCUGGUAUCCUGGUGACGGCUGGCGUUGGAUGUGCAUGUUGAUAUCUAACCGUCUUGGACUGCUAAGUUUCGCCAAUCUACCGCUGGUAUUCCUAUACGCCGGCCGAAACAACCUCCUUCUUUGGGUUACAGACUGGUCCCACUCAACGUUUCUGUUGGUGCACCGAUGGAUAGCAGCCAUAGCAACCCUGCAGGCUAUCCUGCAUAGUAUCAUCUACCUGGAUGUUUAUAUCAAGAACGGCACACACGCCACCGAGUCCCGAGAACCAUACUGGUACUGGGGUAUCAUUGCGACGUUGGGUCUGGUCAUCAUGUUUCCGUCUUCUGUUAUACCCAUCCGCAGGAAGAUCUAUGAGGCGUUCCUCGCAUGGCAUAUUGCCGUGGCUAUUCUGAUCAUCGCGGGAUGUUACUGGCACAUUGUCUUCGAGUUCAAACACCAAUGGGGUUACGAGGUAUGGAUUAUCGUGUGCAUGGCGAUCUGGGCUUUCGACCGCGUAUUUCGAGUCCUGAGACUUCUGCGCCACGGCAUCAAGAAAGCUGAUAUCACGGCCAUCGACUCAGAGUAUGUUCGCAUAAUUGUCCCGGGUGUCUCCGCAUCUGGCGUUGCAUACCUAUACUUCCCAACUCUCACUUGGCGCGUAUGGGAGAACCACCCUUUCUCGAUUGCCUCCGGCAUCUUGUCCUCAACUCGCUCUCGAAUUGAAGUCUCCCAGCAGAUUGACGGCGACAUCGAAAAGAUCUCCGGCAGCAGCAUCCAGGCCGCUGAUAAGAGGUCUACGGUCAGUCACCGUCCCGUCAGCUCGUCGCAGACAUCAGACAAGCCACCCGAGAUGGGAAUCACAUUCUACAUUCGGACUCAAACAGGGUUAUCCUCACGUUUAAGCACUCGCAGCACAAUCCCUGUGCUUGUCGAGUCUGGAUACCCAUCUCACACGCCUCUGUUUGAAUCACCGCACAAAGCCCCAACGCUGGUUGCAAUCGCUGGUGGGGUGGGAGUAACUGCUCUUCUGCCUAGUUUAGCCGGUCACCCUGGCCGCUCCAAGCUGUUUUGGGGAUGUCGAUCUCAGGCAUUGGUGGAUGAUGUAGAAGUCUCAGGCUCGCUGUGGAGGGUUGAGAAGGAGGUCUUCAUCGGGAAGAGGAUGAAUGUGAGAGACGUGCUUGAGAGCGAGCUAAAUGCCACGAGCGAAGUUUGCGUGAUGGUUUGCGGGCCGGAAGGAUUGAGCGACGAAGUUAGAACUGUCUUUUCGAGGAUUGUGCGCAAGGGGAAUGGAGUCAAAGCAAGGCUCAUCGUGGAGUCUUUUAGUUGGUAA